CGGACCCGAAGUUCGAACACAACCAACCCGUCAAACAUAGCAGCAUACAGCAGAAGGCGGCAGAGUAGGGCAGAGUACAACUGUACAAAAAUACCACCAGCCCACUAUGUCAUCCUUGGCCCCACGAGCCCCGCCAUCCUCCACCAUUCAUAAUACACCAUCACCAAGACAACGACCUACCGACCAAGACGAACCAAGGCCGACGAUCAUUGGCCCUGAUGAUGGACCCGAGCCACCUUUCCCGGUCAAACUGUAUGGCAAAGUGGAGCAUGGAUUCAAACGCGGAUCACGAGAGUUAGGCUGUCCUACAGCAAACCUGCCCGCAACACUCACAAAUAACCCUGCACUUGAACGGAAUGGUGUCUACUUUGGUUGGGCCUCCGUGUGGAUCACCUCGCCUAACCCAUUGCCCCCAGUCAUCAAACCGAUGGUCAUGAGUGUCGGCUAUAAUCCAGUUUAUGGCAACAAGUCUCGGACGAUCGAGGUUCAUGUGAUCCCCACUUUCGACCAAGACUUUUAUGGUGAAACCGUUAAAGUGAUCGUCACCGGUUUCAUCCGACCUGAGUACAAUUACAGCUCCAAAGAAGCAUUGAUUCAAGACAUUGAGAUCGACAAAACUGCGGCUCUUCAAAGCCUCAAGAGGCCCGACUAUCAAGCAUUUUCUGAAGAUGAAUUCUUACUGAAGAACUAGAGUACAUGUAUCAUUCCCAAUGGAACCCAAUGAGUAGAUGUCAAUUAGCCCGUCCCGACUCAGACAUGAUUCAUGUAAGUACGACGAGCUCAGCCACACACACCUGUCCAGAAGCGAGUGACAAGAGUAAAAAUCAAGAUGAAGCAUACAAGCUCAAUUCCUUUUCACAAUGCAUGUAAUUAAGGAUAUUGAUUUUUGAAUGAGGAGAUAAUCGAAGAAAAAUAGUGAAAAUGAAAAGAGAAAUUGAGAAGCAGGAUUAGACUUAGAAUUAAGUAAUUAACUGAUGGUGAAUCCUAAUGCAGAGAGACUCAUCGCACAAAAUGUUUCCUUAGCUUUGAGGCAACAGGGAAGAUGCCAAAGUGCCACAUCACAAAGUACAAGAAAUCCACAC
Messenger RNA from Puccinia graminis f. sp. tritici CRL 75-36-700-3, 1082 nucleotides. RefSeq lists its product as uncharacterized. Gene Ontology annotation, cellular component: mitochondrion. The transcript has 3 exons. Lineage: Eukaryota; Fungi; Basidiomycota; Pucciniomycetes; Pucciniales; Pucciniaceae. Gene Ontology annotation, biological process: FMN biosynthetic process; riboflavin biosynthetic process. Gene Ontology annotation, molecular function: riboflavin kinase activity. The record is from RefSeq and is a predicted model, not a curated record. The coding region runs from base 107 to 691 and encodes 194 amino acids.